AAAAACUUGAUGUUCCUCAGCCACAUUACUUAGUUUUGUGAAUGCCAUUUCUAAAAAAUAAAAGAAAAUGAAACAGUUAAAGCUUAGAGAUUUUAUUUUUUUCUUGUUCUUUUUUACUGAAUCCCUCACUCUGCCCACAAAGCCUGAGGAUGUAGAUGACUUCAAGAUUACUCAGAAAUUUAUAGAGGACAACACUGCAUUCAUCACCAUUAUCACCUUUGCUCAGUACGUUCAGGAAGCCACCUUCGAAGAUGUGGAGAUGCUGGUAAAAGACAUGGUCAACUACAAGGACAGAUGUGUGGCUAACAGGACACGCCCAGAGUGCUUCAGAUUGCCUAAUAAUGUUUUACAGGAAAAAAUAUGUGCUAUGAAGGGGCUGCCACAAAAGUACAAUUUUUCACAGUGCUGUGGUAACGUUGACUUUGAAAGGAGAAUGUGUUUCUUCCUUAACAAGAAAGCUGAUGUAGGAUUUCUGCCUCCUUUCCCUACUCUGGAUCCUGAAGAGAAAUGCCAGGAUUUCAAGAAGAGCUCGGAAUCUUUUCUAAAUCACUACGUGUAUGAAGUUGCCAGGAGGAACCCCUUUGUCUUUGGCCCCACGCUUCUCAGUGUGGCCGCUCGCUUUGCAGAGGUAGCUGGAGCCUGCUGUGAAGAGCAGCGCACGGUCGGCUGCUUUCAAAGGAGGGCAGCACCUGUCAUACAAUAUUUAAGAGCAUUUUCUGCUUAUCAAAAGAAUGUCUGUGGUGCACUUUUGAAAUUUGGGCCCAAAGUCUUAAACUUGAUAAACAUUGCUAUACUCAGUCAAAAAUUUCCCAAGAUUGGAUUUCAGGAACUUUCCUCCCUCAUAGAAGAUAUUUCUUCCAAGUAUGAUGCCUGCUGUGAAGGGGACGUUGUGCAGUGUAUCCGCAGCAUGAGCAAGGUGAUGAACCACAUUUGUUCAAAACAAGAAUCCAUUUCCAGCAAAAUCAAAGAGUGCUGUGAAAAGGAAAUCCUGGAGCGUGGAGAAUGCAUAAUCAACUCAAACAAGGAUGACAGACCAAAGGAUUUGUCACCAGGAGAAGCGAAAUUCACUGACAGUGAGAAUGUCUGUCAAGGACGAGAUGCUGACCCGGACAACUUCUUUGCUGAGUUCACUUAUGAAUACGCAAGGAAUCACCCAGGCCUGUCUAUCCCAGAGAUUCUAAGAAUCACCCACGUGUACAAGGCCCUCCUGAGCAACUGCUGUCACAUGGAGAACCCUCCAGACUGCUACCGGCAUGCGGAAGACAGAUUCAAUAAGACAACUGAGAAAAGCCUCAAGAUAGCACAGCAAGAAUGUGAACAUCUCCAGAACUGGGGCGAGAAUGGCUUGAAAUACCACUACCUCAUCAGACUUACAAAGACAGCUCCUCAGCUCUCCACUGAAGAACUGAUCUUCCUCAGCAAGAAUAUGGUGACGGCUUUGACCACCUGCUGCACGCUCAGUGAAGAGUUGGCCUGCGUUGAUAACUUGGUCGAUUUAGUUCUUGGAGAGUUGUGUGGAGUACAGAACAACCGAACCAUCAACCCUGCUGUGGACCACUGUUGUACAACAAACUUUGCCUUCAGAAGACACUGCUUUGCGGGUCUGGAAGUCGAUAAAACAUAUGUGCCUCCUCCUACUUCUAAAGAUUUAUUUACAUUUCAUGCUGACUUGUGUCAAGCUCAGAAUGAGGAGCUCCAGAGAAAGAAAGACAGGUUUCUUGUCAACCUGGUGAAGCGAAGGCGCCAACUCACAGCUGAGCAGCUGCAGACUCUGUUCACAGGAGUCACCAACGCUGUGGAGAAGUGCUGCGAGGCAGAGGCCCCAGAGGCCUGCUUUAAUGAAGAGGGUCCUAAAAUUGACGGCUGAAGCCAGGCUGCUUGAGAAACAAAGUAAAACGCAUUGAAGCAAUGUCUAACUUCUGGGCCUCCUAACUGUCCUGUGGUGAAUUCCAUUUCCUGAGAACAAAAUAAAAGGAUGUUGCUGCAGUGUCACCCGAAAUCAUGUUGUCAUAGCGAGCAAUAAACACCAAGUGGUAAAGCCAUUUCUCAGACUAAUGCUGUGCGUCCACCAGCCACAGAUUCAGCAGCCCUGACCCCUUCAUUCUGUCAGCUUUUUCUGCUCGCUGCCUGUUUCCCCUGUGGAGGUCGGAACUCUGCACUGCAACUGGGAGGGUCCGGUGCCCUCAGAUCCCAGUCCUGCCUCUGCCCGGAAGAGAUGGGGAACUGAGGGCACAGGGUUAUUGCUGCAACUGCUGCUGCCCCCAGCAGCUGGCGUUUCCCUGUUCUCAAUGUACUAAACGUUGUUCCAGGUACUUUUAUUGAGUUAUUUGAUUCAAUCCUAAAAAGUCUGUAAGUAGUGAGAGAGGAUACCUGGGAAGGGUGAGGUCCAGGAGAACAGGGCUUCUCAAGGAGACCCCAAGGACACACCUGCAGGGUCCUCUCCAUGGUGACUCAGCUCUUGGGAAUUUGUAGACUUAACUUCCUGGGACCUGAAAAUUUCCACUUCUGUACAAUCCUGUAGUUCUGUGAGGGCUGGAAUAGCUUCUCCUGCUUGAUUCAAACUGACCAGUGAGAAAGAUUAGAACUUUUUGGCUGGAGAUAAAAAGGGAAAGACCAAGCCAGUCAGGGAGCGUGGCCAUUUCCAAUUCUUCUAUACUGUGUGCUCCGCAGCUGAAAUAAAGCCCUUCCUCUUAUA
Nycticebus coucang (slow loris) is the source of this 2695-nucleotide messenger RNA. It is a transcript of the gene AFM, whose product is annotated as afamin. Lineage: Eukaryota; Metazoa; Chordata; Mammalia; Primates; Lorisidae. Gene Ontology annotation, cellular component: cytoplasm; blood microparticle. Bases 68 to 1867 code for a protein of 599 amino acids. Gene Ontology annotation, molecular function: vitamin E binding; fatty acid binding; zinc ion binding. The record is from RefSeq and is a predicted model, not a curated record. Gene Ontology annotation, biological process: vitamin transport; protein transport within extracellular region. The transcript has 15 exons.